AUGCCUCCAAAGAAUUAUCGGUAUAAAAAGGCCACUUUUACUCGCGGUGGCGGGCAUAAGUUUACAAAUCCACGACGCCUUGCCGCUGCAAAGCAGGCCGAAGAAGAGGAAGGAAUGUGGGGUAAUCGAGAAAAGAAAGAGGAAGAUAGCUCUGAAGAGGGAAGUGAUGAAGAAUCUGAAGAUUCUGGAGAGCCUAAAAAGUCUGGCGAGCAAAAAGAAAGGUCCAAAAACAAUCCAAAUAGAACUAAAAAGGAUAAUUUGAAAGCUUCUGAUAUAACGAAUGCACCAAGGGAAAUGACUCGAAAAGAAAGGGAAGCUGCUGAAAAAGAAGCUGCAAGACAAAGAUAUUGGAAACUUCAUUUAGAAGGUAAAACCGAUCAAGCUAAAUCCGAUUUAGCAAGGUUGGCUGUUAUCAAGAAACAACGAGAAGAAGCUGCUUUGCAGAGAAAAGCAGAGCAAGAAGCUAGAGCUGAAGCACAGAAAACAAAGAUAGCAAGUCAAGGGCGUAAAACUAAAAAAUAA
Messenger RNA from Funneliformis geosporum, 522 nucleotides. The record is from the annotation of a GenBank genome assembly. NCBI's taxonomy places the organism in Eukaryota, Fungi, Glomeromycota, Glomeromycetes, Glomerales, Glomeraceae.